Molecule: messenger RNA, 2301 nt
Organism: Cydia pomonella (codling moth)
Lineage: Eukaryota; Metazoa; Arthropoda; Insecta; Lepidoptera; Tortricidae
Product: ice nucleation protein-like
Exons: 2
Coding region: 729-2153 (474 amino acids)
Source: RefSeq, a predicted model, not a curated record
UAUAAAAUGAAGUAAUUAUAUAAAGUUCACAAUUACAAUAUACAUAAUGGAUAUAUACAGAUGAUUACUAUAACUAGCUUAUAUCUAUAAUAGGCCCUUGAGGCAUUGUACCAAGGAUGCUGGCGGCAUUUCCUCGUUGUAUCGCAAUACUGAUACGUUGUGCGAGGAAGCCGCCAGCUCUUCGGUCACCAGUUACGUCAACCAGAGGAUUUCUCCAAAAAACUUGUGCGCGCUGUGGGACCCCAUGGACCUAGAGUUUCAACGCCAAAUGGUACAAAAUGGUACUCUCUACCGAGGCUCUUAUAUUUAUUACGUUUCAAAAUUUCGGCGCUUUCCGCCGCUGCGCCCGCUUUUACCUUAGUCCGUUGGAGGUGGGACGGUGCCAGUGUGUCUACGUAUGUAGCAUCCCACACUAACAUCCGUCCUAAGCUCCAAGGUACCAAGGACACCCCAUCAGGCCUCUUGCCAUCAUCCCUGAUAAUGCCAGUCGGCUCAAGAAGAGCAGGCACAUUAUAUAAAACCUAGAAAAAUUAUCAACAAAUAUAGGACUAUUAUAAUUUUUGUGUAUCAGCCAGUAGGUAAAGUGGUCACUUUAUUAAGCUUAUGAAAAUUAAGCUUCACGUUGUCCAAGUUUUUCAGCUGUCAAUUUACGCUCCAUUGCAAUAAAUCUCUAAUGCAAAACAACCAUUUCUAACAAUCACUAGAGAAGGGGCGCGCGGUAUUUAAGCAUGGAGAAAUGCUCUCACCGCAUCCACUCACCUGAGUCCUUCCGACAACACAUCAUGGCAGCCAAGCUGAUCGUUGUGGCGACCGCCCUCGCCCUGUGCCAGGCUACCCCGGCCCUAUACAACGGUUUUCUAUACCGUGAUGGUCGGAACUUCGCAAUCAGCAAGGCGUACAGCAACAACCUUGGUAGCCAGGCCUCCGGAGAAGUCUCGGUGAGCGACGGCUCCGCGCAAGCCUACGGCAGCGCCUCCGGCAACCAGCCCGCACUGGCUGACCUUGUUUACCCCACCCAGGCCAACGCCCAGGCUGAGCUCUACAACGCCCCUGCCGUCCCCGUCUACGGAUCUGCUAAGGCUGUAGCUGAAGCUCAGAACGGCGGCGCCAUUUUCUAUGCUCCCGCUCCCGCCACCAUCGUCUCUUAUGAGCAAAACUUUGUUCCCGCUGAGAUCAGCUACGCAGUCCCGGUCGCUCAGUCUGCGCAGUCUACUGCUUCGAUAAACGAUGGCAGCGACUCUUCAAUCGCUUCGGCUUCAUCCAAUGGCGCUGGAUCCGCUACUUCGUCCGCUCGCACCCAAGGAAUCGGCAGCUACAAGACUUCUAGCAACGCCAACACCUAUGGCUCUGGCUUUGGAUCAGCCUCCUCGAACGCCAACUCGGGUGUCGGCUCGGCCAUCACUGCCGCCCGGACUCAAGGCUUGAGCAAUGGAUACAGCUCUGCCAUUUCCCAGGCUGAUGGCGGUCUGGCGAACCGUGCCACCGCUGACGCUCAAUCUAACGAAGGGUACGGAUCUGCCUCUUCUACUGCCAACAACGCUCAAGGCUCCGCUAUCAGCUCGGCUAAGACUCAAGGCUACACCGGCUCGGCUGCCUCCGACGCAUCCGUGAACACCGGAUACGACAGUGCAAAAGCUGCCGCUAAAGUCGCACCUACGCCCCAGAAGAGGAUUCACUGGCGCUUCGGAACCCUCUACGGCACUCCUUCUCACAUCAACACCCGCGCUCAGGCUAACGCUAACGGCUUCAACGCUGCCAAAUCCACCGCUGACGUGCACCAGGCUGGCUCCGCACACUCCGCCGCCAACACUUACGGCUCGGACGGCUCCGCCAACGCCAACGCCAACGUGAACGGAGGCUACGGCUCAGCCAACUCCGAGGCCAACACUCACGGCUCCGGUUUCGCUAAGAGCACCGCCAAUACUCAAGGAUACGGCUCCGCUCAGUCUCAGGCCAACACUCACGGUGCCGGCUUCGGCGCGGCCAAGUCAUCUGCCAACACCGGUUACGGUUCUGCCAACGCUAACGCUGAUGUCAACGGAGCAGCUGGUUUUGCGAAAUCCGCAGCCAACAACGGCUUGGGUUACGGAUCAGCUAUUUCUUCAGCCAACACCAACGGUGGCUCGGCGCACGCUAAUGCUAGAAUCAACUAAGUCAACAAAUCAGCAAGUACAGCAAGAUGACUCCUAACUUAUCUUGAUGUAUUGUGGAACUAGUGAAAUUUAAUUUAUUCUAGUUUUAAGUUAUUUAUUUGAUAGCUUUAAGGAUGAUUGCAGUGGUGAAAUAAAAGACUUUCGUUUA